Molecule: messenger RNA, 2979 nt
Organism: Xyrichtys novacula (pearly razorfish)
Lineage: Eukaryota; Metazoa; Chordata; Actinopteri; Labriformes; Labridae
Source: the annotation of a GenBank genome assembly
AUGAUGCUUGGUUUACAGGGGAGUACUUCAACCUCAAAAGUGUUUCGCUGUGUGGCCUGUUCAGCCACCUUCACAGGAUUGGCCUCCUUGCUUGUUCAUCAGGCAACCCAUGCAGGUGCACUUCCCAAGUCCACUGCCCCUCCACAGUGUAGCAGCAGCCCACACGAAACAUUGUUUUCAAGUAUGGACUUACCCAGUGAGCGCCCAAGUCCAUCCGCCCUCCUCCCUGAGAGCUCUUUACCUUCUUUUUAUAUUUGUGACUGUGGAGAGGAAUUUCAGGACUUCAGUCUAAUGCUUGAGCAUAAGCAGUUGCAUGUCACUCAGCUACAGCAAAUGCAACCUAAUGAUUGUAACAGUCCUGUCUCUGGAACGGGCUGUGACAAAGCUCUGCCUACCCAACAUUUAUCAUUCAGUCCAACUUUAUGUCUCUCUAACCCAAAGUCCCCAGCUGAAAUGUCCCCAUUACCACGCAGUAAAGCAGAUGAAACCUUGGAAGAUGGCAUUGCUAUGUUGACCCCCACGCAAGGGCAGUGUACACCUCCUCUAGAUGAGGGUGACACACAACCUGAAAGCAUGUCAGAUGAAUCAGACCAAAUGCCAGGGACUGUAGAGGACAUGACAACUUCCUUGCUUAUCAGUAAAAAUGAUGUGUGUCUACCCAAAAAUAAAGACCUCAUGAAGCUUUUAGCUUCAGCAUACAUGAAGCGCCCUCCAGCCUCUCAGUCCCAGAAUCAGAAUAAUGAUACAGUUACCCUGAAACAAGAAGUUAUCCAGGUCGAUAUAACACCAGGACAGAAACCUGAAGUUCCUCCCAUCAAUGAUCUUUCCAUUGCACAGUUGAGACGUCUGCUUGCCACACCUGGUAUUAAGACAAAAGCUCCAUCUAUAAGCAAAGUUCUUGAGUUAAGCAGAAAGAGGGUUGUCUCCCUGACUAAGACUUUCUCACCUGUUGUGGUUCUUGAAACUCGUCAAAAGCUUAAGGACCCUGGCAUUAAUGGCACAUAUGGAAGAUAUCAAUGUGGCCGCUGUCGUAGGGUCUUUCAAAACUUGGACAAACUGACAGAGCAUCAUUUCCUGCACAAAAAAGAGAGGAUUAAAUGUUGUCGCCGCUGCAAACAGCUCAUCAUCGGGCGUAUGCCUUUACGUGACAAUCAUGUCUGCCCUCAGCUGGGAAACCGCACCGUGCAGCUGUCAAGCGCUUUCAAAAGCAAGUCACCAUUUGCCCCUAAAAUAGUGCCAUUCCAUAGUCAAAACAAUGCAAGAAAGGUUUUCUUUUGUCCACUGUGCAAGCACAGCUAUGCACGGAGAUGGAACCUAAAAAUGCACAAGUGCCAGGGCCCAAGGUCAGUCUCCCCUGGGCCAGCCUCCCCAUCCAUUCAGAAAGUGCUGGCUUUGAGAUCAAACAGUAAAGCUAAAACAGAUGCAGAGGUGAAUGCUGGAUCUGCAGUUGCAAAGAGCAUUGCUGUGGGCACCGAUGUCACUGGUUGUAUCAAGGUGGAAGUAACCUCCCAAGAUUCAGAUCAGUCUGCAGUUUCACAAAUGGCUUGGGUACAUCCAGCACAAAGCUUUGCCCCAUUUUACCCCAAGACUGCUUCUUUGAGUGGUAUUUCUCUCCAACAACAAGAAGAAGAAAACAGUGGCUGGGAUACAGCAGAAAGUGACAAAGAAGAAAACGAUAAAGGGCAGUGGACAGUGCCCUUGGAUGAUGAAACUGAAGUGCUUAGCUCCGCAGAUAAAACUAGCAGUGAUGUAGAGGUCGCAAAAUCCGCAUCAGUCAAACAUGCAGAGACAGCACCCUCAGGCCUGCGCUAUUUCAUCAGAGAUGGUGUCAAACGAUACCCUUGUACCAGGUGCCAGAAAACCUAUAGUCGACCAUGUACUUUGAGGCGCCAUCUACGGCUGUGUGGGUUUAGACCACGAGGAAUAGGGGCCACAGCACAAAGCAGUAUUGAGGGUAUCACGCCCCUAAAUGCCAAUAACAAUAGACCAUUGUAUCCCUGCUUUGUCUGUGGGAGGGUUUUUAACCGCAAAGAUAACAUGAUGGUUCACAGAAGAAAUUGUCAGUUGCGUCGAACAAUGUCUGGUGCGGUAGGAGAGACUGCUCAGGAGGGUGUGUCAGUCAAUGCAGCAGAUUGUCAGGUCCAAGUGGAUGAUGGAAGCAACUGGGGUAUCAUGUCACUGCCCUCAGUUCUUCCAAGGAGGGUGACUUGUGAGUGUGGUGUUGGGUUUACAUCUCCUAGGCUUCUCUUAGAGCAUUUACAGAAGCAUGCACAGGAGUCAUACACAUGCCCAACUUGUGGAGAGACUGUUAGUUCCUGGGCUGACUAUGAAGUACAUCUGCAAAUCCAUAUGCACCCCCAUCACCAACUACUGAAAGGAUUACCACAAAGAUCCCAACCUCUCCUACUGCGGUUCCAGCAGCAGCCACCUCUGCAGCAGACACCUAAGCAGCAGCCACCUAAGCAGCAGCUACCUCCAUCAGUCCAUCAGCCUGCACAGAAGCAAACUGUCAAAGCAGCAGUGCAUCUUCCAGAUCCAUCGACAAAAGCGCAACGGCUUGUGUGCACACGAUGUGGAAACACGUUUGCCACUCGAUGUUCCCUUAGAAGACACCUCACCUGGAAUAGAUGCAAAGGUGCUCGGGUCACAAACCUGCCCUCAAACCCACCCAGAACCUAUCACUGUUCCCAUUGCAACUCAGACUUUCCAAACACAAUUAGUCUCUUGUUUCACCAGAGGAGUGGGGCUUGCAAGCCAGCCAUAAAGCCUGUGCGCUGCCCUGUUUGUCUUCGCUGGUUUGGCACUCUUGACAGUUUGCAGAAACACUUGCUUACCCACAAACAGUCAGAAUCGUACCGCUGUGAUGUUUGUCAGGGUACAUAUCCAAGCCUGAAAUCACUGAAAAACCAUCGCAGGAGGAUUCAUCGCAUUAUGGCUGGAGACACUAAUCCAAAACCACAAGAACAACUUGAUUCAUGA